This is a messenger RNA of Syngnathus typhle (broad-nosed pipefish), 3972 nucleotides long. RefSeq names its product rasGAP-activating-like protein 1. NCBI's taxonomy places the organism in Eukaryota, Metazoa, Chordata, Actinopteri, Syngnathiformes, Syngnathidae. Gene Ontology annotation, biological process: intracellular signal transduction; regulation of GTPase activity; cellular response to calcium ion. The record is from RefSeq and is a predicted model, not a curated record. Gene Ontology annotation, molecular function: GTPase activator activity. The transcript is spliced from 21 exons. Bases 192 to 2663 code for a protein of 823 amino acids.
CAAGGAUGCACGCGCGCUGCUGGCUGAGCGUGCGUAGAAUGGACCGUGGUGAUGCGCGCGCACGCGCGUGAGUCCUGAGCGCUCAAGGACAGGUACCAUGAGAUGAAGAGAAGGGAGGAGAGACACGUUUGGAUAAGGAAAGGACUACGCACAUGGGAGCUUUGGAUUAAUAUCUUAUAGUCGUCGCCGAAAUGGCCAAAAACACAUCAUUAUAUUUUCGCAUUGUCGAGGGCAGGAACCUCCCAGCCAAAGAUGUGUCCGGUACCAGUGAUCCAUACUGCAUAGUAAAAGUUGACAAUGAAGUUGUAGCCAGGACUGCCACAGUGUGGAAGAACCUCAAUCCUUUCUGGGGUGAAGAGUACACGCUGCACCUCCCAAUGGGGUUCCAUUCGCUCUCUUUCCAUGUCAUGGAUGAGGAUACUAUUGGCCACGACGAUGUCAUUGGAAAGAUUUGUCUGACCAAAGAAGCUAUUGGAUCUCAAGCAAAAGUGCUUGACAGUUGGAUGAAUCUGACGAGAGUUGAUCCCGAUGAAGAAGUGCAAGGAGAGAUCCACCUAACCCUUCAACUGCUAAAACACACAGAGAAAAUUGUCCUGCAAUGUGGCGUGAUCGAAGCCAGAGACCUGGCCCCAAGAGACAUCUCCGGAACCUCAGAUCCAUUUGCACGAGUUAUUUACAGCAGCCACAGUGCCGAGACCUCGAUCAUCAAGAAAACACGUUUCCCUCAUUGGGGAGAGACCCUGGAGCUGGACUUAGAUCCACAAGAACUCAGUGAAGAAGGAACUGUCAUUGUGGAGGUUUGGGACUGGGACAUGGUGGGCAAAAAUGACUUUCUGGGAAAGGUGGAAAUCCCUUUUGCUUGUUUGCAUAAAACUCCGUUAUUGAAGAGCUGGUUUCGUUUGCUACCUUUGGGAAACAAUGAAGUGGAUGCAGGUGGCAAGUUGGGAGCAUUGCGUUUGAAGGUGCGUUUGGUCGAGGAUCACAUUUUGCCGUCUUUGUACUAUCAGCCCCUCACUGACCUUUUGGUUGAGUCGGUCAUCUCCCCUGCUGAGGUUGAUGACAUCAGUGCAUUGACCAUGCUGGAGGAGGUGACCACGGUUGAGAGUCGGCAAGACGUGGCCAUGACCUUGGUGAAGAUCUACCUGGGUCAGGGCCUGGUUGUUCCCUUCUUAGACUAUCUGAACACCCAGGAGGUCAACCAUACCGCUGAUCCAAACACUUUAUUUCGUUCCAACUCUCUCUCAUCCAAAGCCAUGGAGCAGUUUAUGAAGGCUGUUGGCAUGCUAUAUUUACAUGAGGUGCUGAAGCCUAUCAUCAACCGUAUCUUUGAUGAGAAGAAGUACAUUGAACUGGACCCAUGUAAGAUUGAUCUGAAUCACACAAGACGAAUUUCAUUCAAGGGCGCAGUGUCGGAGGCAGAGGUGCGAGACAGCAGUGUGGAGAUGUUACAAAACUACUUAACCAAGAUCGUUGAAUCAAUCAUUGGCUCGGUUGAGCAAUGUCCUCCUGUCAUGAGAGUGGCCUUCAAACAGCUGCACAAGCGGGUGGAAGAGCAGUUUGCUGAACCUGAGAACGAGGAUGUGAAAUAUCUCGCCAUCAGCGGAUUCUUUUUCCUGCGUUUUUUUGCUCCUGCAAUCCUCACACCUAAACUGUUCCAGCUGAGAGAUCAACAUGCUGAUACACGUACAAGCAGGACAUUAUUACUGCUGGCCAAGGCAUUACAAAGUGUGGGGAACCUGGGCCUCCAGCUUGGCCAUGGAAAGGAGCAAUGGAUGGCACCUCUUCAUCCCAUCAUCCUUCGCAGUGUGGCCUCUGUCAAGGACUUUUUGGACAAAUUGAUCGACAUAGAGCAUGAUAUCGUGUCUGUGAUGCCACAGGGGGCUGUCUUCCUUCCCUCGGUGAUCGUCAAAGAAGGAUACCUACACAAACACAAAGCAGAAGGAACCCAGCUGCUGUCUCGAUUUUCCUCCAAGAAGCGCUACUUCUGGUUGACUAGCGAGACCCUCUCUUACGCCAAGACACCUGAUUGGCAGGUGCGCUCCUCAAUGCCCAUCCAUUGUGUGUGCGCCGUGGAGAGGGUGGACGAAAAUGCCUUCCAGCAGCAGAAUGUAAUGCAGGUCAUUACCCAGGACAAUGACGGGCAGCUGCAAACCAUGUACAUCCAGUGCAAGAAUGUAAAUGAGCUGAACCAGUGGUUGUCCGCUAUCAGGAAAGUUAGCAUCUACAAUGAGCGAAUGCUUCCUUCCUUCCACCCAGGGACACAUCGCGGGGGCAAGUGGACGUGCUGCCUGCAGACAGAGCGCACAAUUCCAGGCUGCAGUCGAACUCACUCUGCUGUGAUUCUGGGGGACUGGAGUGACCCUCUUGAUCCUGACGCAGAGACUCAGACAAUUUACAAACAGUUUCUCCAGGGAAGAGACAAACUCAGGAAAAAAUAUCUUCCAGAGGCAGAUGCAGAUCAGAUGGCAGAUCAGAUGGCCAGCAAAGGAGGGAUGAACUCUGUCAAUGACCCAGAUGGCGCAGAAUGUAAAGUGGGCCGCGUAAAGGCAGGUCAGAUCCUUGCCACUCGCCUCCUAACGGUGAUUGAAGAUUUAGAAAAGGCCCAUGCAACUUUCCAGGGCAGAGACAAAGAGGACCCCACCAAUGUCUGUCUGAGUCUCUAGGCCAGACUAAGAGGGAUCCCAAUAAAUCCUUCCCAAAUACAAGUGAGAUGGAGUGCCACCCUCAAGAUCGUGAUGGAGGAAAAGUGGGUGAAUAGGCGCAUCCAUUUGAAAGCAUUCCCAAUAUGUAGGCCAUGCUUUGUAUUCUGUGAGUGCCACAGACUACAGCAAUGCCUCAGAGAAUUUAUGACACUUGACGAUAAAGGGAGCAUGAUCUGACUUGAUAUUUUUUUGGCGUAUGGUUUGCAUCCUCUCGUGGUUGAAUGUGUGUGUGUAGGGGGGAUCUUUUAUAUUUUGAAACAUUUUACAGGCUACCAGGUCAUACAUUUUUAUGCAAAAGAUUGUUAUAUAGUGUGCUUAACUUUCUAAAAGUAUUUUUUUUUUGCUUUUGUGCAUGAUGGUUGUUGGCGCCUCAUUAAUUCAAUGUUACCAUGGCUGCAGUUACAUCAUCCAAACAUCUUAGGGGUGGGGCACAUCAUAACUUGUGCAUAGACAAACAAAGUAAAAAUUAUUGUAAUUGUUGCUUUGGACCCUUUAUGAUAAAACUGUGUGCUUUUUGUUUGGCUGUCAGUAUCCAAAUCAAAUGUUUGUUUUUUACUUGCAUCUGACAAUGCAUUAUGGUAACCUUCCUUGUAUGGGGGUAAUAUUUACAUAUUACAUAUAUCCAGCCACCUAACAUCAUAUGCAGGAUAAAUGACACCACAUUGUUUUGGGGAAGUGUGAAUAAGAUGGCUAGCCUACAAUUUUAUAUAUUUUUGAGGUGCCAUUGAUAUUGGCAUUUGAAAGUGUUACAUCAUGUGGAAAAUGCCAAUGUAAAGACCAAAAAUGUCCGUUUUACAUUUGUACAUGUAAAAUCAGUGAUUUUCCUUUAAACAUGUCUCUGGGUAGCAGAGCUGAUUAUUUUUUGAUAUUGUGCGAAAAAAUUUAGCACAGAUUAUGUGGUCAUGUCAGUGGAAGAGUUAAUGUGUGCGUGUGUGGUUUUUAUAAUAGUGACUAUUGCAGAAAGGACAAUCAAUCAUGUUUAGUUUUUUUAUUGUGGUCCAAAAUAUUUUUUUCGGGAUUGCUCUCACAUUUAUCACAUCAUAAAAAUUGGAUUUGGAAAACACAGUGAACAGAAACCUCAAACCCCUUUUAUUUUGAAACCUCACUGUGCUUCAAGUGGACUAUCAACUGUAGAAUGACAAUACUAAUAUUGAUUAAGCUCUUCUAACAUGUCCCCAGUUCAUUUUGUUAUGUAAAGGGAAGAUGUGCAUCCUAUGAACAUGUCCAAUAAAUUUUGGACCCUGCACAAUGCAUUUAUGGGGCAAACUUA